Molecule: messenger RNA, 2421 nt
Organism: Apis dorsata (giant honeybee)
Lineage: Eukaryota; Metazoa; Arthropoda; Insecta; Hymenoptera; Apidae
Product: elongation of very long chain fatty acids protein AAEL008004-like
Exons: 4
Coding region: 36-989 (317 amino acids)
Biological process (GO): sphingolipid biosynthetic process; fatty acid elongation, polyunsaturated fatty acid; fatty acid elongation, monounsaturated fatty acid
Cellular component (GO): endoplasmic reticulum membrane
Molecular function (GO): fatty acid elongase activity
Source: RefSeq, a predicted model, not a curated record
UUAAAAAAAAAAAUCUCUAAUGUGUUGUUAUUCUGAUGUUUGUUAUUCUGAUUUUAGAUCCCAGGGUGAACCAUUGGAUGAUGAUGAGCAGUCCUCUUCCUACCAUGGUGAUAUGCCUGUGUUAUGCGUAUUUCAGCAAAGUUUUAGGACCGAGGAUAAUGGAGAAUAAAAAGCCUUACAAGCUUCGAGGAAUCCUAAUUAGCUAUAACCUGAUUCAAACGCUAUUCUCCACGUGGAUCUUUUACGAGUAUUUGAUGAGUGGCUGGGCGAAAGGAUACAGUUUCCGGUGCCAACCGGUCGACUACUCCAACAACGCUAUGGCGCUACGAAUGGCCAACACAUGUUGGUGGUAUUACAUCAGCAAGUUCACCGAGUUCUUCGAUACCCUCUUUUUCAUUCUGAGGAAAAAGAAUCAGCACGUGUCAACGCUUCAUGUAAUCCAUCAUGGCAUAAUGCCAUUUUCAGUUUGGAUGGGCUUGAAGUUCGCACCAGGCGGUCAUAGCACUUUCUUUGCCCUUUUAAACACUUUUGUUCAUAUUAUAAUGUAUUUCUAUUAUAUGGUGGCUGCAAUGGGCCCUGAAUAUCAGAAGUACAUAUGGUGGAAAAAGUACCUGACUACUAUGCAAAUGGUGCAAUUCGUGUUAAUCAUGUGUCACCAGUUCCAGCUUCUUUUUAUAGACUGCGAUUAUCCUCGUAGCUUUAUGAUUUGGAUCGGUUUACACGGCGUGCUCUUUUUAGGUCUUUUUUCGGACUUUUACAAAGCGAAAUAUGUAGACAGAACGGAAAAAUCAGCAAAGAACAGUGUACAAAAUGGCUCGACUGGUCUUUGCAUGCCUGUACUCGAGGAUUCGGCGCCACGACAAAACGGUGUUUCGUCAUAUACGACGAUCUACAAUAAGGAAUAUAACAAGGAAUACAACAGCUGUUACAGCAACGGAACAAAUAACGGUUAUGUCGCCAAUAAUAACACGGAGAAAAAGCUCGCUUAGGACAUUCUGAUUUUGGUAAAAGCUCUUAAACAACCGUCGAGAUACCAAAUCACACGAUAUACAGUAUAAUUACACGUUGCCGGCACAUUGACGGUCGUACAGUGACUUUAUACACAACAUAUAUAAAACAUGUCGAACGAUUUUGAUUCGAGUAGUGAUUGCGCGCGACUCCGCCUGGAUCCAAUGUGGCCGAUUCGCAAAGAAAAAAAAAAAAAAAAAAAAAAUAAACUAUAUAUUAGUUGUAAUUCGCCGUGGAGUCUGUGUUCAUGUUCACGUAUAGAGUCGUCGACGAGAGAGAGAGACCUGUCGCGCAUACGUUCGAUUUUCCCGCUAACGCUUUAAAUUAUUUCAUAUUAAACUAUAUCAACGGGGUGGCGAUUAUGUUUAUCGGAAUAGUUUAACGGGGUUUAUAUAAGAAUAAUUAUUGAUAAUAUAUUAUUAAUAAGGAAAGGGCUCUUUUACCCGUAUUGUUGUGUACAUGUAUUAAUUAUAAUAUAUAUAAUUCCAUCCGCAACCGGAUUGUGGAUGAUCCCGAAAGUCGUUGACUCGUCGAUGGCUUUAUGAACGGAAAGAAAAGAGCAAAAAAAUGGAGCGACCGAUGAUGAACGACCGAGGAAUGCGAAGAGACCAGAGAGAAUAAACGGACAAAAAUUAAAACGCGCACACGAUGAGUAUAAAUUAAUAAUCGAUCCUCAUCGGAACAUUAUGUUUUCCGCACGCGAUUGUCGAGAGUGUUUCAUUGCGUGCGUUUAUUGUAUGCGUGAACGAGUGUGAUCGUUUGUUAGUUGUACAUUGAUUACGAGGCAUUUCUUAUUGGGACGAAUCGAAAUGAUCCCCCUUUACCAUAUUUCCUUAUCGUCCGACUCUGUCUCUCUAUUGCCCCGAUUGUGUUCAAAGCUUUGGUGUUCGUCGUAGAAAUAAGCGUCUGUCGAUUCGCGUUUAAGAAGGAAAGAAAUCGUAUCGAUCCUUCCUCUCUUGAAGCUUGAUUCUUCUCCUCUAUUAUUAUUGAAAGAUCAUCGAUAUCUCGGCAAAAAUUAUAUAUAUCAUAUCUUGAGAACGUUCGGUUAGCUUUUUUUUAUUAUAGUCGUAAUAAAGCCACGCAACAUUUUCUUUUUUUAAAUCAAAAUAUUCAUGAAUAUUUAACAUCAGCUGUUGACGUAGAAUCAAGCUUCUGAAGAGUUUUAAAAAAUUGUCGGCGAAAUUUAUCUCUUGUUCACCGAUGAACUGGUCAUAUUGGUAAAAAGAAGGUCGAAUGCCAAUCGUUCGAAUAUACAUAUGUUAUAAAUGCAUGGAGGGAAAGAGAAAACGUUUAUCUAGGAAUCAUAUGAAAUCUCUUGUUAAGGUUACAAACUUUUGUACUCUUCCUAUUACGGAAAGAUGAAGGUUUUUAUUUAUGACCGCACAGAAAUAAAAAAAAAUCUGAGGAAAAAAA